Molecule: messenger RNA, 750 nt
Organism: Meloidogyne enterolobii
Lineage: Eukaryota; Metazoa; Nematoda; Chromadorea; Rhabditida; Meloidogynidae
Source: the annotation of a GenBank genome assembly
AUGAAAAACAUUUUGGAAGUUUUAAAUGCUUUUGAAGAUAAUUUAGGGGAAAAUAAAAUAAACUUGGAAACUUUAACAGAAACAAGUUUUAGACAAACAAGUUGCAACUUUUUUAAUAAAUUGAGAAAAAGUUGGUCAAGUUUUACAAAACAAGUUUUAACAAGUUUAACAACAGAAAACAUUAAUAUUGAUGUUUUGUUGGGGAAAAUGUUGAAUGUUUAUAGGUUUUUAAGUUUUGGAAUGUUUUACAACUUGGAAAUUAAAAACAAGUUUGUAGAGAAUUUUGAGAGAAUUUUCCAACAACAAACAAAUUUAAAAACUCCAAACAGUCAAAACAUCCUAAAUAAAGCUAAAAACGAUUAUUUAAUAAAACAACUUCGUAUAAAAACAAUUUCUAUGUUUUUAGCUAAAAAUACUAACAAAAUAAUUUUUGAAAACAAAAAUUAUUUAAUAUUUGAAAAAGAUAAAUUUUUGAAAUUUUUUGGAAAUUUUAUUGAAGAAAAUGGAAUUAUUAAUUUGGAUUUUUUUGAAAAAAUAAAUUAUUUAUUUAAAGAAAAAAAUGAGGAAAAUGAAAAUAAAAUGAUUAAUUUUGUUGAGGAGAAUGACUUUAAUUUGAAAAAAUUUGCAAAAAAAUUGUUGAAUAAAAUUGAAAGACAAAUGAAUAUAAUAGAUCAAGAAAAGCUAGGUAAACACAAGACAGAUUUUUUAAAGACAGAAGGACAUCCCUUGAAAAGUCGAAUUUUAUUUUAG